This is a messenger RNA of Frankliniella occidentalis (western flower thrips), 2078 nucleotides long. RefSeq lists its product as uncharacterized. The transcript has 2 exons. Lineage: Eukaryota; Metazoa; Arthropoda; Insecta; Thysanoptera; Thripidae. The record is from RefSeq and is a predicted model, not a curated record. The annotation marks the transcript as partial.
GCGGCCGGCCUGGCCCGGCAGUCGGGCAGUCUCGUCCUCGCCAGUACCACACUUGUUCAGGUGGAGAGCGCACCGUGUUCGUCGCGGCCGCCCUGCACCGCACGCCGUGCUGCCCUUGUCCCGCCUGUGUUUGUGUCCUGACUGGAGGUGCCGAAACGGAUUGGAUUCUGAGCCCGUGGCCCACAGCCAGCCGGAGGAGCGCCCCCGGGAACGUUGGCCGGGAGGCGCUGACCCCCGAGCGGCUCGACAGGAGGUCGCUGUGACGGGACGGGACGGGACCAUGGCGCUGGCCACCUGUUGACCGAUUGUUUUGGUCCCGGUCGGCGGGUCGUGCUGACCGAGGGAGGCGUCCGGCAUCGGGCCGUGUCUUGCGCGUGCGAGUGUCGUGUCGCCAAUCGUGUGCAAGUAGUGAACCGCUGCGUCGGACUCGCGGUGAGAGAGUGUGCGUGUGAGUGAGUGGAUAACCCAUCCCCGUCUUGGAUUUACCUCGUACACCCCGACUGGAUCUUGUGCCAUCGCGAGGGCUGGACCGCCGGCUCCAGAUGAGAGUCGCCGGGCCGAUGGUGAAAUAGGGGGCGGUGCCGCCAUGGAGCCGCCGCCCUUGUACUCGCCCGGUCGCCGCCCACUGCUGCAGUUUCCGCCGCCGCCGCCCUACCCGCCGCCCGACGGGGACGCGGCCGCCCUCAUGAUCCCCGGCAUGCCUGGCGCCGCCAGCCCGGCGGCCAUGUCGCCGCUGCACCACCACCACCACCAGCAGCAGGUGCAGCAGCAGCACCACCACCAGCAGCAGCUGAUGCAACAGCAGCAGCUACAGCAGCAACUGCAACAGCAGCUGCAGCAGCAACACCAUCACCUGCAGCAGCAGCAGCUACAGCAGCAACAGCAACAGCAGUCGCCGCGACGCGCCGCGCCCGGUGGGCAGGGCGGGUCGCGCGUCUACCAGCAGCACGCGCCCGUCGUGCACCACGCCGACUGCCCCUACUCGUACUCGUACGCCUACUACGAGCCGGGCGCCGUGCCCACGCCACGGCACGUCAUGGAGCGCCAGGCGCGCCACACGUACAUGACGCGCUACGGCACCGAGGAGAACAUCUACGAGGAGAUCGGCGAGGUGUCGGCCAAGAGGCAGGCCGCCCUGGAGGAGGAGGUGCGCUCCGUGCAGAGCCGGCACCGGCGCGUGCUCGGCGAGCUCAACCUCACCGUGGAGGCCAUGCUCAUGCCCACGACGGGGGACCAGCGCGACGAGCAGCAGCAGCCCCAGCAGCCCCAGCAGCCGCACACGGAGCACGAGCUGCAGCGCAGCGGCUACACGACGGCGAGCCCUGCGCACACGAGCGUGCUGACGGGCGUGCCGCCUGCGCCGGACCUGCUGGAGGACCUGCUCCGCAAUGUGGGGCCCACGGACGAGCUGCUGUCGCCUGCCGGGUGCUCCCCGGGCAGCGCGGCCUCGCCGCUGGCCGCCCCGCAGGCCGCGCAGGCUUUGCAGCAGGCCCAGCCGCAGGCCCCCCAGGGCCCCGUGACGCCUCAGGAGAUGCACGAGAUGCCGCCCUUCACUGGCCUCGGCGGCACCGCGCUGCCCGGCGGGGGUGGCUCUCUGCGACGGCCUCCUCCUCCGCCGCCCCCGACGCCCUCGCCAUACCAGUCGCCGGGCGCGUAUGGUCAGCUACCCGCCACGCUGCAGGCAGCGGCUGUCGCGGUGGCGACGGCCGCCGCCGUGGCCGGGAGCCCCGGCGCCUCCCCGGCGGGCGGUAGCACCCCGUUGAGGGGGUCGCCGCAGCACGCCCUCCACGCCGCUCAGUACGUGACGUGUCCGGCGCACCCCAACACCGUCCUGGCGCGGCCCGUGCACCGCCAGCACCGCUCGCUGGAUCUGGGCCGCGACGGCAAGCCCCAGCUGCUGCCGCCGCAACACCUGCUGCAGCGCAGCGCGCACCGCCACAGCAUCGCCAAGGAGGUGCCGAGCCGCGGCCCCGGCCCCGAGCAGGGCCACGGUGGCGGGGCCGGUGGCAGCGGCUUCUGGAGCAAGCGCGCCUGGAAGAAGAUCCCCGGCUUCCACGCCUCGUCCAGCAAGAUCAAUG